Messenger RNA from Bursaphelenchus xylophilus (pine wood nematode), 912 nucleotides. The record is from the annotation of a GenBank genome assembly. NCBI's taxonomy places the organism in Eukaryota, Metazoa, Nematoda, Chromadorea, Rhabditida, Aphelenchoididae.
AUGCCUUGCACAAAUUGUAUGGUCAAGUAUUCGCUGAUUAAGAGAGAGGCAAGCACACCAGUCUGAUCUCUAAUCUCAAUUUCAGCAUGGCUGUCCCAAUUGUGGGUUCGGCUUUUGUGCCAGGUGCAUCAAUAAGAAAGCUGUGGUCAAAAGAAUUAGUGAUAAACCCCUGGCUGUCUGUGAUAAAUGCUUCGAGAAGAUUAAAGGAAAUGUAGGCGGCUUUGAUCAUGUUAUUCAGUAUUUAGCUAGAGACAAAAGAAGAAGUUGUUGAUUUCAAAGAACGACCACCAGCAUCCUUCAAAGAUGUAUACGAUCAAAAAGGACAGAAAAAAAGUGUUGAAAAGGCUACAAAUUCGAAGGUUGAAGAUCAAGAUCUAAUAGAAAGGCUGGCAAAAUUAAAGAAUAAAAGUGUAGAUGAAAUUCAAAAUCCGAUGAAGAUGGUUAUAGACCCCGAAGAGAAGGAUAAUAACCCCUUAAUUGGACGGGAAAAGACGAAGAAAGAAACGCCUGAAGACUUACUUCAAAAGGCUUUAGACGAUCCGUCGGUGAAGAAUAAAGAAUUUGAUAGUAAGUACAAUAUAACAAGUAUUAUUUGGUUUUGUUUUUAGAACAACAACACGAAUACGAAGUAACUAAACUCGAGGAGAGACUGGCCAAUCUAAGAAACGUGCCCGUGGAAGAAAUUAGAAAACCAAGAACGGUGAGAGAAUUUUGAUUUAUGUUAUCCAUGGAUUUUAGAUUGUCUUCAAUGAUAUCGAUCUCUCGGAAUCGGAGACCGAAUUAACAGACGACGCCAAGGAAUUAAUAGCGAUGGCCGAGAAAUCUCUACGGAAGAAAGAGCCCGAUCUUUUCGCAUACGAAAACGAAGCUUUAGAUUCAGAUAUCGAGGACCCAACGGACUUCAAAAAAUAG